AUGCAAAAGCAGAAACAUAAGCAAAAGUCGUCGCGCCCUUGGAGCGAACCCAAGUGGCACGACCAAUAUCAGCAAUGGUAUUCGGAACGAGUAGGCCGGCAUGGAACCAUAGAGUAUAAUUGGAUUGGGCCAACCCUCCCUAACGCUCCUGACCAAAGUAUCCCACGGUCUGACGCUAUUAACAACCUGGUUGACAACCUGGCUGUAGAGGUCGGUCAUCUUAGUGUCGACCAAGGUAUAUACGACCAAGGCCAGUAUCCUGAUUAUGGGGGCCACCAUGCCACCACCAUCGAUCACGCUAGCUAUACACACGAUGCACGCCAGCCCCAAGAUUCUAAUUACCUUGAUCAUGUGCAGACGCAGCAGCAAAGCAGCAAAGGAAAGGGAAAAUCUCUUGAAGUUGAGCAGCUUGCGGAUUAUGGCAGUUCCUCGGUGGAUAGCAACCAACCACAAGUUACCCGUGGAGUACAACUGGCAAUGGGUGACUACAGCCAAGGAACGCGCCCCCAAUAUACCGGUUCAGAUUAUUUAAGUGCUGAAACUAUCGUAGCUGGUACAGCCGGAAAUGUUUCAGAACCACAAGUGAAUCGUUACGACGAAUCCGAGGAAAACCAGGUUUUUAACGACGACGAAUAUCAGGAAGCUAUCCGCAGGAGCCGCAGCGAGUAUUACGGAACUCAAAAAGCAGGCGAACCAUCUUACUCGACGCCAGUGGCAGAAGCAGCCACAUCAUCAUCCUGGCCUACUGCCGUUGACCCUAAUGCAUACGAAUUAAAUCCAUCCCUAGUAAACGGAGACGACCUACCAACACCCCGUGGUGGUUCGCCAGUUUCGGGUCCUAUGAUCCCAUCAACUCUAUCUUACGCCAAUUACAUUCAGGGAACACCAGGAAUGGAAGAAAUCCUAGAUAGCCGAUACAGAGUAGAACAUUCAGCGCGGUUUCAACCAGGCGAGGUGUUCAAGAUUCUUUGGUCAGAACCUCUCGGCCAAAUCGGUGGCGACGACCCAAUUUCCGAUGUAACGAAAAGAAGGACCGCGGCUGGUAGUAAAUUCUAUGUUGGUUUUCGUAGGUUCAUCAUUGUCACAACGGACGAGAGCCAUCAUAGCACUUGCGUGCCAAUCCUAACGUACGACCGAAGAGGAUGUCUAAAGAAAGGCGUUAGACCUAGCAAACAUGGAAUAAUAUACAUGGCAGGGAGUAAGCCUAGACUUUUAAAGAAUGAACCCGAACUUGGCUUCACCCCCGUAGCACUUCAGGUCUACGCGGAAGGCGAGAAACUUGCCAAGGAAUCUCGAGUCAACUACUCCAAGUUAGUCACUAUUGAGCACAACGUCAAGGUCUUUUUCAUCGGCUCGAUUACCGGAGAAGAUUUCGAAAAUGUCAGCUAUGCUGUUGACGUGUGCUGGGAUAAGAAGAUGCGUCUAUCGAAAAAGUCGAGGAGGUAA
Molecule: messenger RNA, 1446 nt
Organism: Daldinia childiae
Lineage: Eukaryota; Fungi; Ascomycota; Sordariomycetes; Xylariales; Hypoxylaceae
Exons: 7
Coding region: 1-1446 (481 amino acids)
Source: RefSeq, a predicted model, not a curated record